Molecule: messenger RNA, 1470 nt
Organism: Pseudozyma hubeiensis SY62
Lineage: Eukaryota; Fungi; Basidiomycota; Ustilaginomycetes; Ustilaginales; Ustilaginaceae
Product: lactonohydrolase
Exons: 2
Coding region: 1-1470 (489 amino acids)
Source: RefSeq, a predicted model, not a curated record
AUGCCCGCGGCUCCAGACCAGCGGAGUGGGAAUAGCGACCGGGCCGGGCAUCCGGUCGGCCGCUCUUGGAUCUCGCUGUGCACCACAGUUUUCUCCACUCGAGCACAAGCUACGGACCGGUCCAUCCGCUCCUUGUGGUCCGCAGCAAUCCAUCUUCUUGUCAUUCUCACUCCGACCACAAUCGUCGGUUCGUACCACUAUCACCGCCGUCGUCGGAACGUCCCAUCGCUCUUCAGGGCAGUCACCGUCACGAGCGUCCCAUCGCAAACCAUCAACACAGGCUUCACCAUGACCGUGGCUACCGACAAGCACCAGGUUGGCAUCGUCAGCCUCGAUGCCGACUUCGACCGUCUGAUUGGCAGCUCGGCUGGCAUGCGAAAGCUGCUCGUCGAUUCCAAAGAUCAGCAGACUUUCCAUGAAGCUGGUGUGUAUCUCUCCAAGCACGACAAGGUCUACCUCUCUUCCAACCGUCUCGAGGAUGCCAAGUAUGGUCAGCGCGCGAUUAUUGUCGGUGUGCCGCUAGGUGCGAUCCCUGUCGCAAGCAACGACGCAGAUCGUUCGCAGGAGCGCAUCUUGGCGCCGCUUUCGGCUGAAGAUCAACAAAAGCUGUGGUCGCAGCUCGAGAUCAUCGAGGAUCUUCCACAACACUUGGCCAUGCCUAACGGUGCCACCAAGUGGGACGACAGCAGCUUGCUCUGGUGCGAGCAGGGCUUGGAUUCACGCAAAGUCGCGUCCACGCUCGUCAUUCACAACGUCGACGGCCACAAAACCCAAUCUGCACUGUCCGAAUUCCAAGGCAAGCCAUUUUCCAGCCUGAACGAUGUCGUCAAGCAUCCUACUACCGGCUGCGUCUUCUUUACCGACCCUGAUUACGGUGUCGAGCAGUCUUUCAAAGACAGCAACAAGCAGUACGCGCCCAACGGUGUCUACGUCUGGAAUCCGGCGACCAGCAAAGUCAAGCUUCUGGACGCAACCAACUACGUCAAGCCAAACGGCGUCACCUUUGUGCCCUGGUCGGCGAAAGAUGGAUCGGGGCUGCUCAUCACCACCGACACUGGUCGUUUCCGAUUCCACCGCAAUGACAAGAUGGGCGACUUUUACGUCGACGACAACGGACCUUCGCUCAUCUACUCGUACCGAGUGCGUGCCGAUUCCGAGUCCAACGAUGGCCUGCCAGCCGUCGACGUCGAGUCAAGACGCGAGUUUGCCCAGUCUACCAGUGGUGUUCCGGACGGAAUCCACGUCGACACCGAGGGCAACGUUUGGGCGGGUCACGGUAACGGCGUCCACGUCUACAAACCCCAGCCCGACGGCUCCGGCAACCUCAUUGGCAAGUUCGUGCUUCCGGGCGACAAGGGUGUUGCCAACUUUUGCUGGGCUGGCAAGACGCCUUCUGGCCAAUACCGACAGCUCCUGUUCGCCGAGGAUGAGCUUUGGGAAGUGUUGAUUGACGUCAAUGGUCACGAUUAG